Messenger RNA from Colletotrichum abscissum, 204 nucleotides. RefSeq lists its product as uncharacterized. The transcript has a single exon. The record is from RefSeq and is a predicted model, not a curated record. NCBI's taxonomy places the organism in Eukaryota, Fungi, Ascomycota, Sordariomycetes, Glomerellales, Glomerellaceae. Bases 1 to 204 code for a protein of 67 amino acids.
AUGUCAGUCCUCAAGGCGGGUUUGAAGUCGAGUCUGCAGUUCCGCGUCCCGCCUAUCGGCGGCAGGACGUCGAGUAGCUCGUUCCAGAGCCACUACAGCAGCGGUGCCGAAGUCGAGUCGUGGAUUGGUUUGGAACAGAACCUUGUGAUUACGCAGGAGAACUCGUCUGCGUACAUUAGGCACGGUGAACUUGGCCAUAGAUAA